This is a messenger RNA of Phlebotomus papatasi, 1554 nucleotides long. Its product is annotated as protein odr-4 homolog. Gene Ontology annotation, cellular component: endomembrane system. Gene Ontology annotation, biological process: intracellular protein localization. Bases 115 to 1422 code for a protein of 435 amino acids. The transcript has 4 exons. The record is from RefSeq and is a predicted model, not a curated record. Lineage: Eukaryota; Metazoa; Arthropoda; Insecta; Diptera; Psychodidae.
CAUUGCAGCGCCUCCUAGUUGCGAAAUUGUUUUUGUUGUUCAUGUUGAGAAAAUUGCGUGCUUUCAAGUUUUCACUGAUUUUUCCAAUUUCUGUGUACGUAUUUACACGUGAAAAUGGCACCAAUUGUGCGUGCUGAGAAGGUGCACCAGGAUUACCUCGAAAGUCUGGCAAAGAACAGUAAAUUCCGAGUUGGCUUCCUCCUUGGAAUGGAAAAUACAGGCGGUUUUCAAGGAAUUGUUGUUCACAUGGCUGCUAUACAAUUCUCUGAGUCUGAUGAAAAGAGUCAUGAAUCAAUUUCAGGGGCUGAGAGUGAAGAAAUUGUCCUGCAAGCUAUUAACCUCACUCGCAUGCUUCCGGGAGGUUUCACAAUUUUGGGCCUAUUUGUGGUCAAUCCGGAGAAUGUGCUGGAGGAUGAGGAACAGAAAAAGGAACUAACAGAUACUGUCAAGAAGAUACAGGAGCAAUUCCGACAGAAUUCCUUUUUAGUGGCCUCAGAGAACGAUGAAAAAAAUUUCCUAGUUCUGGUUUAUUCGUCCGGACGUCCGAAUCCCUGUGUUUGUCAGCAAAUUCACACGGGAAAAUCUGUGGAUUUCACCUUUGCCCCCAAGGGGAUUAACUGGCGUACAGUGGAAUUGUAUUUUAAUCUUGAGGAUGAGUAUGCUCUUGAGCAAGUUGGAGAUACUUGCAAUAUUGAGGGAAAUUUGCAGAGAAUCCUCGGGAGGGUGUCCCAGCAACUGGAAAAUGCAUAUGUAUUUCGGGCUGGAGCUCCUUGUGAGGAGAAAGACACAGUUGAGAUGUUGUUUAAAAAUAAUAAGGAUUCCAUGGUUCAGACACAACCACUUAUGAUUUGCCUUAAGAAUGAGGAUAGGGACAGUGUGGAGGAAACUGUAGAGGUCAAGGAUGGAACUGUACGCCUCUCUGGAAGCAUCUGUUGUAGAGUUUUUGUGCCUAAAGGGACUUUGUUGAGUGAAGUGGUGAAGUUUGCUAAGAAUGACAUCACACGAUCUCUGGCAGCUCGUCUUCAGCUAUACCGGGAUUCUCUUCAAGAGGACAAGGUCUCCACUGAAAAUUUGAUUGAUCUCCACAGUGAUACUCCAAGGAGGGUUUUCUUCACUGUUCAGCCCACUGGCGUACAAUUUUCUGAUUACCUGUUUGCUGGAGAGAAUGAUGAUACUGUACGGGAAAAUGUGAGCAAACUCAUGGACAUAGAUCUUGAACCAACAGACAUUUUUCUCAUGGUUGAAGCGGCUGAUGAUACUGAGGAUUUGCCCGAUACUGAUGUACAGUUCAAAGAGGAUAAUCAGUGUACUCAGACAGAGACAAAGACCGAUUGGCCAGAAGUUUUUCUUAAACUCCUGGCAAUUGUGUCACUCCUUGUGGCUCUAAUUGGAGCCUAUUUUGCUGUCAAUCAAUCCCAGUAAAUGUGAGAUAUCUCAUCUUAUAUUCCGUGAGACGGAAUCAGCCAGAAACAUUCGAGUCAUAAAUAUGGAUAAAAAUGAAGUUUUGUCAAGUAAUAUCUUUCGAAAAAUAAUUUCUUGAAGUGUUGCAUUAAA